AUGGAUUUCGCCGCGCUGAUGUCCAAGGAGAUCUCCAAGGCCAAGGGUAGUGAAGCCUCUACUUCCUCCGCCACAGAUACCGGAAAGGGCUCUCCUGCAGCGCCAACAAAGAAAUACCUCCGACGAGGCGAUGUCGAAUCCGCCCGUAUCGAAGCAUACAACAAAGAACAAGCGCGAUUAGCUCGCGAGCGCGAAGAACGCCUGGCAAAUAAGCGCAAGCACGAGGAAGAAGAAGCGGAGCGGAAUCGACAACGCGAGGAGAAAAGGCGAAGGCUAGCCGAGGAGUCCAAGGCGAAGAAAGAAGCGGAGGAGAAAGCAAAGGAACGUGAACGACGUCGGAGGCUUGGGUUACCUGAGCUGCCGGAAGACACCCCAGCCGAGGAGAACGAGGAAGAAGACAUCGAGGAGGAGGAGCUUACCACGAAACUACGGGAGAUGAAUGCGCCAAUAAAACUGUUUGGGGAAGAUUAUCGAGCCCGGCUUCGACGAUACAGGCGUUUGGUUCAACGAGCUGCCGCCCCAAAACAGAAGAUCACAGACGGGCCUAUCCCCACCAGCUUAGAGCCCGUACCUGGUGGGCAGAUGAUCAUCCCGGCGAAGAUUCCGAAAGACCAGGAGGGCCGACUGUUCCUUUUCCGGCAGUUGGCAUCUUACUUUAACAUGGUUCUGUCGGAAUGGGAAAUGGCACUGGCAAAGCGUGAUAUAUCAGUGAAGGAAAGUUUCCAGGGACGGCAAGCGUUCAAUGCCAUGAUCCAGUCACGCGAAAGCAUGAAGCCGUUAUUCCGUCUAUUCGAGAAGUCCGAGCUGGCGGAUGGGUUAUUGGAACCGAUCGUUGAGAUCGUGCACAAGGCACAGCAGCGGCGAUAUGUCGAUGCAAACGAUGCUUAUCUACGAGUGAGCAUUGGUAAAGCAGCGUGGCCCAUUGGUGUGACGAUGGUUGGUAUUCACGAACGAUCUGCACGAGAGAAGCUGCAUCAGAGUGACCAACAGGCGCAUAUUCUCAGUGAUGAAAUUACUCGCAAGUAUCUGCAGAGCAUCAAGCGGUGCUUGAGUUUCGCGCAAGUUCGCUGGCCUCCGGAGGAUCAAUUGCAGGUCAUGGGCUAA
This is a messenger RNA of Penicillium bovifimosum, 1104 nucleotides long. Its product is annotated as mRNA splicing protein PRP18. The transcript is spliced from 2 exons. Gene Ontology annotation, biological process: RNA splicing; generation of catalytic spliceosome for second transesterification step. The record is from RefSeq and is a predicted model, not a curated record. The coding region runs from base 1 to 1104 and encodes 367 amino acids. Gene Ontology annotation, cellular component: U4/U6 x U5 tri-snRNP complex; U5 snRNP; U2-type post-spliceosomal complex. NCBI's taxonomy places the organism in Eukaryota, Fungi, Ascomycota, Eurotiomycetes, Eurotiales, Aspergillaceae.